AUGAAUCCUCAUUCCCAGAUGUCUCAGUUGCUGUGGGAAGUUGCACUAGCUGAUAUAUUAAGCAAUAGCUAUAUUAUGUUGCCUUUUAUAUUCACGCAUGGUGACAAGAAGACAAGUGGAGCUUCUUCCAAAUCGGGAGAGAAAAAAGCAGAAGCGGCAGAGAAGAAACCAGCAGUUGCUAAUGUCAGCCAGCCCCCCAAAACACAGACAAGUGAAGCAUCUUCUGCUGUUAAGCUCGGUGACAGCCGCGUCUGGCGGGGGAACCUGGUCAAGCCACCUCCAGAAGUGACCUCCGAAGGGGGAGAUGGGUUUGCUCGUCGUCCCUUGACGCCGAACGCGCAGCAGGGCUGGGGUGCUGAGGGCGUAGCUCCUGCGCAGGCCUCCGCGUCGGUGCUGUCACGGCGCUGUCGGGGCCUGACCCUGCCGAUUUGGGUUCCCUCCCUGGUGGUAGAAAUUGGACAGCAGUCCCUUUCUGUGGCAUCCUCAAAACCACAAAUUAGGAAGCCAUCUGAAACAAAGUCCUCACCAAAAACCAAAACAGAAUCUGGAAAACACAUGGAGUCAGCCAAGCCAUCAGACUCUCAAAAUAAACAGCCAUCUGAAGAGAGGCAAAAGGAACCCAGUGGUGCAAAAAACGAAACCUCACCUGUGACAACAACUUCUAAACCAAAGAAUACAGGAGAAGUAACUGCAACUCAAGCUGACCAGCCUCCACAAGCAACCUCCACAGAGACAGCAAAGCCAAAGUCUGAGAAGAUGUCCGUAGUGGCUGGUGCAGCUGGUGCAGGCACAGCCAGUGCAAGUGUGGUUACUGCACCUGAUAAGUCAAGUACUGAGCCUGAUAUGGAUGAGUCGGCACUAGAUAGCCUAAUAGAAACCCUAGGUGGACCUGAAGAAGAUGUGCCUACUACUCCCAUUUACACUGGUCCGGAAGUUACGGAAGAUAUAUCUUCAAGAUACUUGGAAGAAAUGGGUAAACGGGAAGGUAGUCUCCCUCCAGAGUAUGUUAAAUUGUUGAAGAGCAAAGGGGAUGGCAAAGAUGGAGUCCCACCAAAAGUAGAUGAAGGAGAUGAAAAACCAAUGACAGAUGAUGAGCUUGCGGAGGCCCUGUCAUCUGACUUUGCCUGUAGUACUGCUUCUGCUGAAAAAAAGAAGACAAGUCUGACAGAGAAGCCAAGUAAGGAAGGAGAAAUCGUGCAAGCACAAGCAGCAAGUUCAGUCAAGACAUCAGCUCCUCCUAAGGAGAAGAAAACAAAAUCAGAAGAGGAAAUGAAAGAUGAUGCAGUGGAAGCUCUUCUUGAUACUCUUGGUGGACCUGAACCUGAACCUGAAGAAGAUCUUACCCCUGUUGUAGAGGUGUCAGAGGCAAAAGCUAAAGAGAGAAAAGAAAAAAAGGCUGGAGAACGUGAAGAUACCAUACCUCCAGAAUACAGGUUAACACCAGAGUUGGAUAAAGAUGGAAAACCAGUCUUGCCAGAGCCUGAAGAAAAACCUAAGCCUUUGAGUGAAUCUGAUCUUGUUGAUGAAUUUUCAAAAGACUUUGCCUGCCCUGCACAGCCUGCAGUACAAUCCAAACCAUCGAAGCCCAGCAGCACAUCCAAAAAGCCUUCAGAUCCUGCCUCUGUAAAAACUACUGGGGAUGAAGUAGUCCCUCGGGCCACAGCUUGCACUGUGCAGUCAUCAGCUGCAUCUUCAGUGAGUAGUGUUGGUCAUGUGGCAGAUGAAGCACUAGAAGCCUUGUCCAGUAGCCUAGGAAAGAGAGAGCCUGAUCCAGACGAAAACAAACCUGCUGUGGACAAAGUUAAGGAGAAAACCAAACAGGAACAACACAAAAAACUGGGUGAAGAUGAAGAAACAAUCCCUCCAGAGUACAGAUUAACAGGAGCCAAAGAUAAAGAUGGAAAACCACUCUUACCAAAACCAGAAGAAAAGUCCCAGCCUAUGAGUGAAAAUGAUCUUUUAGAGGGUUUGACAGAAGGGUUUUCAUGUACCCCAUCACCAUCUGCACCAUUACCUACACCAACUGUAAUAAAGAAAACCAAGGAGAGUGAAAAGCCUGCAAGUUCCUCGGACGUUAUCUCUGCUGCUACAGUUUCUUCAGUGCACUCAGCAGCUCCUCUGGGUUCUACCUCAGGAGGAGAAGAGAUGGAUGAAGCCUUAGAUCUCCUGUCUGAUACCCUGGGACAGAGGGAACCUGACCCUGAUGAGAACAAACCAGUUGUGGAUAAAGUAAAGGAAAAGGCUAAAUCUGAACACAGAGACAAACUUGGAGAAAGAGAUGAUACUAUCCCCCCUGACUAUAAAAAGCUUCUGGAGUCAGGUGAGGAGGGUAAACCAGUAAAGCUAACAGCAAAGGACGAUGUGAAAAACAAAGGACGAAAGAAGCCUACAGAUGACUCUGCAGCUAUCGAUGCCCUAUCUGGUGACUUUGAUACUUGCGCAAAGGCUCCUGCCACACCACAGCGGUCGAAGUGUAGGACAAAAGUGGGAAGGAAACAAUCACCACUAAACCAACCCCAAAGGAUAAAGGAAAAUCCAAAGACCCUAAAACGGCAAAGCAACAGUCCUCCGGCAGCAAACCUGAGAAGCAGAAAACAAGCUAAACGUUAA
This is a messenger RNA of Cariama cristata (Red-legged seriema), 2610 nucleotides long. It is a transcript of the gene CAST, whose product is annotated as calpastatin. The coding region runs from base 1 to 2610 and encodes 869 amino acids. The transcript is spliced from 31 exons. Lineage: Eukaryota; Metazoa; Chordata; Aves; Cariamiformes; Cariamidae. The record is from RefSeq and is a predicted model, not a curated record. Gene Ontology annotation, molecular function: calcium-dependent cysteine-type endopeptidase inhibitor activity. Gene Ontology annotation, cellular component: cytoplasm.